AAAAAUUGGUGAAAAUUUUACUUCAGUAGGUAGUCAGCGGAAAAUUGAAAUAGAAUACAAAUUAAACAUUUAAAAUUUAAUUAAAAAUAACAACAACAGGUGCGGCAAGUAAAACAAUUAUAAUCAAACUCAGUGUUUAAAACAUUUUCUAUGUUGAAAAGUUAUAUUCUCAUUCAUCAUACCGCUUAUAGUGAGCAUUCACUUCGAUUUGUCGAGCCCGGUUAUGGCGGAUCAAUCUUCAGUGUUAGCGCUGAUUAUUUUAGCGGUUGGUGUCACUGUGCACUUCUCCCUGCAUAAAGUGGAAGAAGGACAUGUCGGCGUUUAUUAUCGGGGUGGGGCUCUGCUCCCUGUUACCAGCCAGCCAGGUUUUCACAUGAUGAUACCAUUGUUGACAUCAUACAAAUCUAUUCAGACCACACUUCAAACGGAUGAAGUGAAAAAUGUGCCCUGCGGUACUAGUGGAGGUGUUAUGAUAUACUUUGAAAGGAUUGAAGUGGUCAAUAAGUUAGAACCAGUGAGUGUAUUGGAUAUGGUCCGCAACUUCACAGCGGAGUAUGACAAGACACUGAUAUUUAACAAGGUCCACCAUGAGCUGAACCAGUUCUGUAGUGCACACACUCUGCAUGAGGUGUAUAUAGACCUCUUUGACCAAAUUGAUGAAAACUUGAGGACUGCUUUGCAGAGGGACUUGGAUGAAAUGGCACCAGGCCUCAGGGUGCAAGCUGUGAGAGUCACGAAACCUAAGAUACCUGAAGCUAUUCGCAAAAACUAUGAACUUAUGGAAGCUGAGAAAUCUAAACUCCUGAUUGCUGCCCAGCAUCAAAAAGUGGUAGAAAAGGAAGCAGAAACAGCUCGCCGAAAGGCAGUCAUUGAAGCUGAGAAGGAGGCUCAAGUGGCUAAAAUCCAGUAUGAACAGAAAAUCAUGGAGAAAGAGUCUUUGCAGAAGAUUGAACUGAUUGAGGACAGCAUCCAUAAAGCUAAACAGACAACGAAAGCAGAGGCCGAUUAUUACCACCUGAAAAAGCAGGCCGAAGCAAACAAAUUAUUACUCACAAGAGAAUAUCUGGAGUUGAAGAAGUAUGAAGCCCUCAGCCUGAACAAUAAGGUGUAUUUCGGAAAUGACAUCCCCAACAUGUUUCUGCAGGCCACUGUUGGGGACAGCAUACCACAGACUGUCCAUGUUGAAUGAGAUAAUCACACUGUAAAACGUUAACUAGUCAUUGAGUAAUGUGUUCCAGUGUUUUGACAUAAAAAUAUUUGAGAAUUUCAUGUAAAUUUUGUGCAAAUGUUUGUGUGUAAAUAAUUUGUCUUAGGUGAAGUAAAUGUGAUAAUUUAAAAUAUACUAUUCAACACACUUCUGUUAUGUAACAGAGACAAAAAUGCUAUUUAGUGAAUAAUCUCAUUUUGAUUUUGGACUGUUUUUUUUUUUGUUAUGUCCAUGAAUUAGAUAGCUUUUUCAUGUGAAAUAAAAGAGAAAAUGAGAAAAA
Messenger RNA from Plodia interpunctella (Indianmeal moth), 1487 nucleotides. Its product is annotated as erlin-2-like. Bases 224 to 1189 code for a protein of 321 amino acids. The record is from RefSeq and is a predicted model, not a curated record. Gene Ontology annotation, biological process: SREBP signaling pathway. The transcript is spliced from 7 exons. NCBI's taxonomy places the organism in Eukaryota, Metazoa, Arthropoda, Insecta, Lepidoptera, Pyralidae. Gene Ontology annotation, molecular function: cholesterol binding; ubiquitin protein ligase binding. Gene Ontology annotation, cellular component: endoplasmic reticulum membrane; endoplasmic reticulum.